AUGGCAAAUGGGAUUAAUUACACCAAAGUCGGAGGCUACUUUCUCAUCGCAGCAGUGGCAAGUUUGAUAUUUGUUGAUUGCAGAGAGAUUGGAACAGUGCAAACUAAAGAGUCUCUGAAGCACAACAAAGCAGUCAUCAAAACGAUAAAGGGAGAUGGCGGUCAUGUGAUAGAUUGCGUUGAUAUCUAUAAACAGCCAGCCCUUAAUCACCCACUUCUCAUAAAUCACACCAUAGAGCUGAAACCGAGUUCAUAUCCAAAUGGAAUUGAAGCCAUAAGUCUUGAAGAUGAGCUCUUUCAGUAUUGGCGUCAGAAUGGAGAGUGCCCCGAAGGAACAAUCCCCAUUGUACGAACACAGGGAGUUGAUCAUCAUCGAUCUAAACCACGGUUUAACCCUAAAGAAAUUGGGUCCACUCCUUCAACUGGUCAUGAGUAUGCCCAGGUUGGUAUGUACGAUGGUGGAUACUAUGGAGCACAGGCAAGAUUAAACGUAUGGAACCCUGCAUCGUUUAAUGGAGAAAUCAGUAUAACCCAAACAUGGAUUGUGGGAGGCCAAGGACAAGAACUGAGCACUUUAGAAGCUGGCUGGCUUGUUAGAUCGCCUGAUAGCCAAACAAGGCUCUUCAUAUUUUGGACUGGUGAUAAUUACCAAGGUGGUUGCUACAAUCUUGAUUGUCCUGGUUUCGUCCAAAUAAACAGCAAAGUUGCCAUUGGCUAUCCCAUAACGCCUAUUUCUAACUACAAUGGGACUCAGUAUGAUAUAUUCUUAAGUAUAUACAAGAACACAGUGAGUGGACAUUGGUGGCUUCAAGUUGGAAAUGAGGCAGUUGGAUAUUGGCCGGACACCAUCGUCCCAGGUUUAAGAGGCAGUGCUGAAAUUAUUAGUUGGGGUGGAGAGAUUUUCAAUUCAAAACCUGAGGGUCAUCACACAUCAACUCAAAUGGGAAGUCAUCAUUUUCCUAUCGAAGGAUUUGGUAGGGCAAGCUAUGUCCGCAAUAUCCAAUAUUUGGAUAACUCUUCACAGUUCAAAGAUGCUGAACAUCUUAGAACAUAUGCCACAAAUCCUAAAUGCUACGAUGUACUUGUUAAAGACAAAACCUCAAACUUUGGAACCCAUAUGUAUUAUGGAGGUCCUGACUGUCUUUAUGGGUUAUUUACUGGGUUGAUUACUUGUGCCACAAAUUACUUUAAACUUCUUGAUCCUAUUGGAUUGUCACAGAUGAGGGGCUUGUAG
Molecule: messenger RNA, 1233 nt
Organism: Malus domestica (apple)
Lineage: Eukaryota; Viridiplantae; Streptophyta; Magnoliopsida; Rosales; Rosaceae
Source: RefSeq, a predicted model, not a curated record